This is a messenger RNA of Raphanus sativus (radish), 735 nucleotides long. RefSeq names its product F-box protein At1g49990. The coding region runs from base 1 to 735 and encodes 244 amino acids. The record is from RefSeq and is a predicted model, not a curated record. NCBI's taxonomy places the organism in Eukaryota, Viridiplantae, Streptophyta, Magnoliopsida, Brassicales, Brassicaceae. The transcript has a single exon.
AUGGUUAGGACUUCUCACAAGUUUACUGAGCCUAUAGAGAGAAAAUAUGAAUGGGGAGUUUAUGUGUAUUCUUCUGAGACAGGGACAUGGACUUUCAAGCGGCUUCGCUCCCCUUUUCCUCUCCAACACAGCGGUUUUUACAGGCCCUUGAACUUCAACGGGAUGCUUUAUAUGUGGGAGAAGAGACUUGAUGAUCCUACUGGCCCAGGGGUCCUUGUAUCUUAUGACUUUUAUGCUCAAGACGAUGAUGAUGAGUGCGGGGUUAUACCUCUCCCUGUCCCGGAUAUAAAAUACCCUAGUCCUAGGAGAUGCUUGACUACUUCGUGUGAAGAUGUUAUCUACGUUGAAGUACUGUGUCGGAGAUUGAAGGUUUGGAAGCUCAAGAGUAACGACUCAAAUGGGGAGUGGUGGCAGUUGACGAGAGAGGAGAUCGACAUGGUCUCUGUUGGCUUUGAUGUCGAUUGUUUUCCUUUGGGAAUGAACCCGUUUGAUAUUGAUUUCGUCUAUCUAUGGAGUCGACAACACGGUUGCUUGGUAUCUGGUAAUCUGAGGACACUAGAGUUUACUCUUCAUCAGGAAACGGAGACUUGGAGUGAUGGUGAAGGUUGCUGGCGCGUAAACAAGUACGAUUCUAAGAAGUAUAUGGAUCCAUCCACACGUGGUACUGGGGUUCUUACAUUAUCACAAUUUGUGCUCCCACAGUGGAUGGAUCCGGUGCCCCGUCCCCCAAAUUGA